Messenger RNA from Linum tenue, 2421 nucleotides. The record is from the annotation of a GenBank genome assembly. Lineage: Eukaryota; Viridiplantae; Streptophyta; Magnoliopsida; Malpighiales; Linaceae.
CGUUUCCCUCCCAAAAAACCGCGCACCAGACUGCUAAAACGGCGAAAGGGCCACAUCGCCCAGCAGGAACAGUAAACGACGCCAGAUGAGCACAAUAAACGACAGGAAAAAUCAGGGGUGAGUGAACUGCUGAACUGCCCCCAAGACAAAAUUGGGAGUGUGGGUUUCGCUGCUUCCGCCCCUCUUCUGCUCUCGAAAGAAGGGAAGAGAGGGCUAGCUAGAGGAGGGACAAAGAAAAAUGGCGGAAGACGAGAGCUCGAAGAAGCGAAGGCUGGACAUCAAUUGGGAAUAAUUUAAUCGCCAGACCGACGAUAUGGAUUUGAUGCCGGAAGUCGUCCGGCCGAAGAGGGGCAGUCACACUGAUGAUCAGAACCCCCGCCAACAGUGCGCCCCCUCGCUGACGAUGGCCUCUGAAGACGGUGAUCACGGGUGCACCUUGAGGGCGGAGUGCGCUAAGCUGCCUGACGGGAAGCUGGAGGAGGCGAUUGCGAGUCAGAGGAGGACUCUGGCGAAUGUCGGUAGUAAAUUGCCAGACGGAGGGCGGAAACUCCUGUCUUCCAUUGCAAUCUAUGAAGAGGAGCGAGAGAGGAGAAAAUCGGCCAAGGCAGCUAUGGCUGUUGGUGAAUCUAAGCAAUUCAUACAGUCGGCAAAUACAAGUACAAAUGGUGCUCCAGGUGGCAGUAAAGAGAUGGCAUCUUCUGAAAUUCAUUCACAAUCGCGUUCUGGCUCUCUUUUCAGUAAAAAGAUGGAAGAUAAUAUCAUAAGGCUGCCAAGGCAUUUGAUAGAGAACUAUCUACUCUGCGUCCUUGCAGCCCUCCGAAAGGGAAACUCAAUGAGGGUUUGUCACAAAAUGGAAGGCGGAAAAAUGGAUCAUCAAAAAGAUGAGGUUCUCAAUCUUCUGUUGUUUGGAAGGACAAGGGAAUUUCCUCUGAUUCAUUCUACUCUAAAGGGCAAAGUGCAUCUAGACAUUUUUCUAAUGGUGCUUUUGGUAGAAAAGAGGAAUCUCCAGUCUCGCCUUUAUAUAGUCUCAGACCUAGAAAGGCAAAGGGAGACUGUGGUUCUUUUGGAUGAUGAUGAUGAUGAGGUUCUGGAGACACUAGAUUGUGCAAAUGAAACACGUGAUGAAUGCCUGAAAGAUGCUAAAAUCUACUACCCGUCUAGGGAUGAUCCAGAAUGUGUUGAAAUCUGUUUCCAGGAUAUAGACUGUCUGGCUCCUGAAAGCUUCUUGACAUCACCUAUCAUGAACUUUUACAUACGGUACCUAGAGAUGCAGGCUUCUCCAUCACAAAAGGCUACUUGUGAUUAUCACAUAUUUAAUACAUUCUUCUACAACAAGCUUAAACAGCAGUUGUCACGAAAUGGAGGUGAAAAGGAAUCCCUCUUUGUCAAGUUUAGAAGAUGGUGGAAGGGUGUGAACUUAUUUGACAAGGCAUACAUACUGAUUCCUAUACACGAAGAUCUACACUGGAGCUUGGUGAUCAUCUGUUUCCCAGAGAAGAAGGACAACAGAUCAGGACCAAUGUUGCUUCAUUUGGACUCAUUAAAGCUCCACUAUAGCAGAGUUGUUUUGGAGGAUAUAACUAGCUUUUUGAGAGAAGAAUGGCAAUAUUUACAUCAAGAAGUUGCUCGUCAGUUAGAUGUUGAGAUCUCUGACAAAAUAUGGAAGCGUCUUCAUGACAUUUCUUCAAGAAGAAUCGAGGUUCCACAACAGAAAAAUGAUUAUGAUUGCGGUAUCUUUGUACUUUACUUCAUGGAGCGCUUCAUUGACGAAGCCCCGGAGAGGCUGAAAGAAGUGGAUCUGGACAUGUUCGGCAAGCAAUGGUUCAAACCUGAAGAGGCAUCUCGCUUGAGAAAGAAAAUAAGAGAUUUGCUCAAGACCGAGUUUCGUAAAUUAAGAAAGCGCGGCAUUGCUUGCGAAUCAUUGGCUAUCCCUUCCGGAGGAUCAACUUCAGCAGAAAACAGUAAUUCAACUGAGUCGUCCUGACUUUGUACAGCUCAGAUUCAGGAUAAAGAAGCACAACAAUGAGUUACCUAUGUUCAUCCCGAGAAAGAGGAGAGGAAAAUUGUGGAUACCCAUUUUCUCUUGGGGUUGAAAUAACAAUAGGUAGAGUAAGAUCGAGUUCUGAAGCCCCUCUUCUCUUUUUCUCCUUUUUGCGGGUUUUGGCUUCCACCAUCAAAGACAAAGUGUACAGAUAUAGGGGAAGUACAGCAGUUGCGGGAAUUUUGGCACAUAAAGACAGAGUAGUGUCCACCAUUCUUAGCAGUUCAAAAGACUGCUGCACCUCUCUGGAUGAUUAUCUUUUCAUACAUGAAGUACCGUAGCCCUCCAUUUUUGCAAUUCAUUUCUAGAGACAGAAGCAGUGUGGAGGGAGGAAAGGUGAAGGGUUGUUUUCUGUUUUCGUAAUGGUGAGCAGGUCAAUG